GAUCGAGAGUUCGAGACCGUCUUCUCGGUCGCAAGCCAGCAAUCGAAGCUCUGCUCCCUGCCCCCGCGAAAUCUCAAUCUUUCGCCGUCGAGCUCCCGCCAAAUCACGCUCCUGCUCCCGCGAAAUCGAGCUCCCGCCCUGCUCCCGCCGAAUCCAAUAUGCCGCGACACCGCCGCUGCAGCCGGCUGCGCCGCAUCGUCGGCGGCGUCUCAGUCGGAGCUCUCCUGCUGUUAGCCGGAAGCGGAGGCCACAACGCCUACUCGGGCCGCCCGGUCUUCUCGCUGCCCCUCGGCCUCGGCGCCCCCUUCCCGCUCGUCGCCGACAGUCCGGCGCCCCCGCCCUUCCCGUUCGCUGCCGACUUUUCUCCGUCGCCGUCCCCGCAAUCCCAACACUCGCCCUUCCGCCUCAGCGAUGACAGCCUCGCGCGGCGCCUUCUGCCCCUCCGCCUCCGCGCCAGCCAAUCGCCGCCGCAGCAGGACGCGGAUGCGGUCCUCCUUCCCGACCAGGAGGUCCUGAUCCUGGACGACGCUGAGCCUACCGGCGACGCCAUCUGCGCCUUCCAGGGCGGGGCUUCCUCCCCGGCGAGACCGCUCGGGAGGCUGCCGGCGUCCGGACUUCACGCAUACGUCUGCCGCCUUCCCGACCCAGCGCAGAGCUUCCAGCAGCUCCAAGCGCCGCUCUUACUCCACUCCUCCACCUCCUCGGUCGCCGCAGCUGCUCCAGAUUCCCCUUCUCCUUCUCCGGGCCGCGCAUUGCUUAACUGGAGCAGCGACCCGAUAGUGUUUGACUCGGCUCUUCUGGACGGAGGCGACUUGCUCGUCUUCGCUAAGGGAAUCAGCCGCCGCCAAGGCCUUCAGUGCCUGUAUCGCUACAGCGACGGCGCCGAUACCAUGCUGGCAACUACACCGGCAAUCACCUCAGUACAGCAAGUUACUCGCUGCCCCUCGCCGCCGACACCUGUCAAGUCAGGAGGAAGCACCAAGGUUCUUGUCACACUAGGGGUCACCGGCGAGGAUCCCAUGCCCUCCGUUGCAACCUUUCGUCGACAGCAAGCUGAAUCUUCUUUGGUGACUCCUCAAAAGAGUUCAAUUUGCGCCUGCACAAUGGGACGCAACAUCUCCAAGUUUCUCAGGGAGUGGGCACUCUACCAUAGUGCGAUUGGGGUGGAUCAGUUCUUUAUCUAUGAUAAUGGCAGCGAGGACAACUUGGCAGGCCUAGUGGCGCAGCUCAUAUCCUCCGGGCUCAACAUCACAACCGUGCCAUGGCCUUGGACCAAGGUCCAAGAAGCUGGUCUGUCUCAUUGCGCGGCCACACAGCAAGCUUCGUGCCAAUGGAUGGCUGUCAUAGAUGUCGAUGAAUUCAUCUUCUCAACAAGCUGGGCAGGAUUAGAGAAGCCAUCAAAAUCUUUGCUAGAGCCCGUUAUUUCUGUUGAUGAUAGCGUUGGCCAAAUAUACCUUGCUUGUUAUGAUUUUGCCCCCUCGGGCCAAACAGCACAUCCACCGGAGGGGGUCUGCCAGGGCUACACUUGCCGGUUGAAGAGCCCGCAGCGGCACAAAUCCUUGGUCCGUCUCGACGCCGUGGAACCAUCCUUCAUGAAUGUGGUCCAUCAUUUUAAGCUCAAGCCUGCUUUCAAAAGCAUCUGGACUGCGUUCGCACGUGUUAACCACUACAAAUACCAAGCUUGGCCGGAGUUCAAAGUCAAGUUCAAGAGGCGUGUGUCCGCUUACGUGGCAGAUUGGAAAGAUCCGAUCAACCUCGACUCAAAGGACCGGGCUCCUGGCUUAGGAGUUAAUGACGUCGAACCAGAAGGCUGGGCCCAAAAAUACUGCGAGGUUAAAGACAAUAUCCUUAAGCUGUUGACUGCAAGAUGGUUCGGUGUCGGAUUUGGGAACCCUCAUUAGCUCCAGUCAGAUCAGGUAACACACACGGGUAAGAUCUACCACCCCUCCCCCUCUUUUACAUAGUAAUUUCUGUUUAUUUACACUAACAAAACGUAAAUCAAAACCACUAAGUUUUCCAGAAUUAGAAAUUAUCUCUUAAAUUGGAUGGUAUACACCUUUUAAAUAGGCUUUAGGUUGAUGGGGAAGCACCACAGUACGUGUGUGUUGCUCAAUGAUGAACAUACUCCCUCUAGUCUAGUUCUGAAAAAGCCCCCAAAAUGCAACUUUUACUUCUUAUUUUCGUUAACUAUAAAACUCUUCAAAAUUAUACAGUACUUAUUUAAAAUACUUUAUGAGAGAUAACCUUUAUUUUAACUAUACAUUAUUACUGUAAAGCUCUUCAAGACAAUAUUGUUUUGAAAAUACUUUAUGAGAUAAACCUACACAUUGUUUUCACAUAUCCAAUCCAAAAAUAUUAUGAAAUAUAGUGAGUCAAAGUUUGGAAAAAGUUAAUUAAACCCAUGCCUAAACCAACAACUUUUCCAGAACUAGAAGAGGGAGUAUAAUAAUAACCUGAGAGCAUUUUCCCUAUCGAUAGUUAGCAGUUUGUUUUCGCUAUUCAAGCUCUUGCUGUCCUUCUUUUUCCAUCUUGAACUGUUAAGAACAGAUUUAUGUUCAAUUUGCCUUGAUACUCAGCACGUGACACGGUGCUUUAAUAUCGGUUCUUUUGCUAAAAUUGGAUGACUUUUUUUCCUUGAAUGAUUUUGGCUUAACAGUUGGGCUUAGAUCAGUUGAAUUUGUAAUGCUUAGCUGGAGCACGACAUGAAGCCUCUUUAUUUUAUUUUAUUUUUGGACCUGUGUGGGCUGGAUUACUAAUCAGUGAAAGCUUCACACAAAUGAUUUCAAAUCUUGUUUGUUGAUUGAGGUACAUUUCUUAAGUAUCUAUUGGCUGAUCCUUAUGGUUGUAUGGCUUCUAUUCUGAAACUAUUGGAUUGAGAUGCUGGUCUACACUUUGUUGGCUUUUCUAUAAAAAAUGAAUCUUGGUUUAUGAUGCAGUUAAGCUUUGGCUUAUAUGGUUUUGUUCCAGUUUUGACUUGUUUUAAUUAGCUGGAAACAUCUUUGGAAAGUCUUUCUUGAUAUGGAACUCAUACAUCAAAAUGCAUCUCCAAUGGAGAAUGCGACAUUGUCAAACUGACCUUGCAAGUUGAACAUGUGAACGAGUGUAUUGAAAAUUACCUUGCUGCCUGGUUUCUACUGAUCCGAAGAAACGGGUUCAGCAUUUACCCAUGGCUGAAUACUGGUACAACAGUUCUUUUCAUUCUUCUCUCCAAGAGACUCCUUUCGAGGCCUUAUAUGGAUAUCCACAGCCACAAAUCAGUGAGUUCUCAACGGUAGGCACUACUGACAGUGAGGCACAGACAACAACUGCUGUCAACACUGAAGCACAAUCUCUUAAUUGCCCAGCAACUCAUGAAGAAAUAUGCAGAUCGCAAGCGAGUUGGAAGGACUCUUGCAGUAGGUGACAUGGUUUACUUGAAGCUUCAGACAUAUCGUCUGAAUGCUUUCGGCCUUCGUUCUCACAUCAAGCUGCAAAGGAAGUUUUACGGACCAUUUCGAGUACUGUAUCAUGUGGGCAAUGUGGCAUAUCACCUGCAGCUGCAAGCGUGGGUAUCCACCCAGUGUUCCACAUCAGCUAGCUGAAGGAACAAAUUGGACCCAAUGUAGUUCCCUGUGCUGAUUUACCUCUAGGUGAUCCUGAACGGUGUACCAGAACUGAACCUGUUAUCGUACUUCAGACCCAACAGAUCCCUCGCAACAAUCUACCGGUUGUCCAAUGGCUUGUACAACGGGAGAAUUUUCCACUGGAUGAUGCAACUUGGGAAGCCGUGGAUUUCAUGAAGCAUACAUUCUCAGCCUUUUUCAGGAAGACAGUCGAAGGAUGGUGUCGUCAACCUUCAGCUUCUUGAAGGCAAGAUCGCGCUCGCAAGGGGGCAUUGUCAGACUGAACUUGCAAGGUGUUCUAGUCUUCAGUUAACUGUACCGGUUCAGAUAAUGAAUGGCUGGGGAUUGACGAUGGAGAAGAUCGGACGGCUUGCAUUCACUCACCGUCUACCUCUAGCUUAUUUACUUUUCACUGUUGCUUUUCUUACCUCUUUAUUCUUUCCUUGGCAACAACGGCUGUAACAGAAAAAUGUAUGCGCUACACGGGAUAAGCCCCGAUCAAUCAAUAAAGCACUAUAUGAAGCCUUUUAGUUUUA
Molecule: messenger RNA, 4138 nt
Organism: Triticum urartu
Lineage: Eukaryota; Viridiplantae; Streptophyta; Magnoliopsida; Poales; Poaceae
Source: RefSeq, a predicted model, not a curated record